This is a messenger RNA of Branchiostoma belcheri (Belcher's lancelet), 919 nucleotides long. Its product is annotated as solute carrier family 22 member 18-like. Gene Ontology annotation, molecular function: transmembrane transporter activity. Lineage: Eukaryota; Metazoa; Chordata; Leptocardii; Amphioxiformes; Branchiostomatidae. The coding region runs from base 1 to 795 and encodes 264 amino acids. The record is from RefSeq and is a predicted model, not a curated record. Gene Ontology annotation, biological process: transmembrane transport. The transcript is spliced from 6 exons.
AUGGGGACGUUGCGGGUUCUGACCUAUGUUGGACACAUGGUCGGAUCGGCCAUUGGUGGGACUAUCACCGAAACAUAUGGAACAACGGCUACAUUUCUGUGUACCGCCAUGUUGUCCUGUGUGUCAGCCUUACUCGCCUGGAUCUACAUUCCUGCAGACACAAAGCCACUCAGAGACAAGAACAAGAACGUACCCAAAAGCAGGGGCAUCGUCAGCCUCAGUGACAUCGUGAGGCCAAUGCAGACUCGGGCAGUGGCGCACCUACUCGGAAUCCGGUUCUCCUUCAUUAUGGCGAACCAGCUCAUCCUGAAUUCCUUCCCCAUCAUACUGAGAGACAACUUUGAGAUGGGCCCCCAGGAAGCUGGCAUGUUCACCAUGUACAGCACCCUGGCCUCGGUGGUACUCCAAGUGGUGUUGAUCCGUCCGCUGACCAAGCGCUACAAGGACUUCCCCCUGCUGAUGCUGGCUUCACUGGCGUUGACCACUUCUUACAUGACACUGACAUGUAUGACGGAAAACUGGCACCUUUACGUUUAUGCCAUCCUGAAAAACUUCGGAGUCAUCCUGAGGAACAAUGUCGUCCUGUCGGCCCUGUCAAAAGCGGCACCUGGCGAAGACACAGGUACUGUGAUGGCUUUGGGAGCCAUGGUCGAAAGUCUGACGCAGAUCAUCUCUCCACCAAUCAGCGCCUACUUUCUGGAUCACGUGGGCUACCAGUAUUUAGGAGCUACCAGUUCCACGAUCACUGCUAUGGUGACCGGGUUUAUGUUACUGACUAGGGAAGAAUUCAAAUGAGAACAUGUUUACUAUAUGUUUAAAGUUAAAACUUUAGAUCUAGAUCCAACACGAUCCAACAAGAUCCAACAAGUUCUCUCACCUAGAGCUUUCGACUAGUCACUCUGGUCUUCCUCAGUAGACU